This is a messenger RNA of Peniophora sp. CBMAI 1063, 999 nucleotides long. The record is from the annotation of a GenBank genome assembly. Lineage: Eukaryota; Fungi; Basidiomycota; Agaricomycetes; Russulales; Peniophoraceae.
AUGACUGGUCAGCCCUGGAGGUUCAUUUCAUAUGACGAGGCUUGUGAAUGCUUCGACAAAUUCAGACGCUGCCGAUACGGUCACACGUCUCUCUGGAAGGAACAUUCUGCACACUUGUUGGCUAGGUUGAGGACGUAUGGAGAGAAGCGCGACUUCAUCGAGCGUUACUACUUCUCAAUACUGUUGGAGGACGCGGACCAGUUCUGCCAUUGGGAUACUGAGCUCGACGAAUACUCCGCGCAUCCUCCCGAACAGGUGGCCCCAUACACCGAGUGUGACCUUGUCAGUUGGCAAGCGAAAGCUGUCGACUUCAUGAAAAGACUCCUAGUCGUGGACUGGGAGCUCUUGGAGCGGCGCAUCAACCUCAUGAAACUCCCACUAUCUCCGCAAGAUUUGAAGGAGUCCGCCGAUUGGUGGUCUGUGUUGGACUUUUGGACAGGCAUGCUAUUCGUGCCGUUGUCCUCUGGGCUUCCUCUGUAUAACGAUGACGAAGACGAGAACUAUGUGCCGACCAUCACUGUCGUCGCCCCUUCGAUGGAGUCAACUCGCACACCAUCUCGUCACGGCACAGAGCCGCUCGAAGAUGAACCUUGUCCUACUCCAUCAGCGCCAUAUCUUAAUCCGGAGAGUGACACAUCCGCGAGUCCCGUCGUCUAUGCUCCUCGCCGGAUCUUCUCUCCGGCGCAUCCUAACCAACUGCUAUUCCCGAGUCCAUUGAUGAACCAAGAUGCCCUUCCCUCCUUCCCGCUGGACCCAAGACGUCCGCUGCCGCCAUCUCCCGGCCAUAUGCGUCCUUUCCGGAGCUUCGGGGCGCCUACUAUAGGCAUGGCACAAGAUGAUCCUUCAGCCAAACCUAUCGUUCUGCCAGCCCUCACAGCCACACCAUCAUUGCCUUCGGAUGUUAUGCCUAACAUCAGUAAACGCAAGCGGCAAAGCGACAACACAGGGUCUUCGUUACCGGCCAUAUGUGCCAAUAUAGCAAAAAGGCGAAGGUGCUGA